AAAAAAAAAAAAAUAGGGCAGAGGAAAAUUGAGGGUUUUAGCUUUACACACCAUUUCUCUUUCACAUUCUUAGCUCCGAAAUGAAUUCUCUGCGGCGAGCGUUGCGAUUGUUCGCUGCGCCCGCGGAUUCAACGGCUCUGAUCCUUCGAUCAUACUCCUCCUCCUCCACUACUCGCCGGCGAUCCAAAUCCAUCCCUCCGCCGCCUACUGACACCGCUGAGAUUCCAAGGCCGAAGGAGAUCCCGUUCCAGCCGAAGGUAGCGAAUGCCGUGAACCUAAUCGGUCAGGUUCGGAUGCCGGUUCAGUUCCAAACCUUUCCCGACGGCAGAACCUACGCCGCCACCGUUAUCACUCGCCAAGAGUCACACUCUUCUCCUUUCCUUUGGAUUCCAGUUAUAUUUGAGGGUGAUUUAGCUCAUUCUGCGGCUUGCCAUCUCAAGGAAGACGAUUUCAUAUAUGUAGCUGGUCAACUCACUGCUGAUCCGCCGCGUUUAGGUGAAAACCAAACUCAAAGUAAUAGCAAUAUUCAGGUUGUUGUACAAAGCCUCAACUUUGUCCAAGGAUAUCCUCAACUGGAGAAAAUAUCUGCAACUUCAAAGCAAGAAUGUACAGCAAGUGAGGAGCAUGUCAUAGACAACACUUGGAACGAUCUCCUUUCUAACCCUUUUGAAUGGUGGGAUGUCCGAUAUCUAAAGGAGAAUCCAAAGGGGGCAGCUUUUGAAAGAAAAACGGAUGGGGAGUUACUCUUUAUUAAUAGUUCAACUCCCAAAUGGCUGCAAGAUAAACUGGAUUCCAUGUCAAUUGAUUUGAAACCUGAAUUGAAGCACUCAACAAAUGAUUUAAAGAAAGUUAGAGACUCUUCACUUGCUCCUUGGACUGAUCUUUUGGAUGACCCAAAGCAGUGGAAUGAUUACCGUGACAGCAAACGUGAUGGGCAGGUGAAUCCUAGGUUCCCUGACUUCAAACGCAAGGAUGGAAAUGGUGCCCUAUGGCUUAACAACGCUCCAAAGUGGGUUUUAUCUAGACUCGAAGAACUGAAAUUUGAUGUUCCAGCUGUAAAAUCAAAACAAGCAAAGGACUCUAAAGGUGAUGAGCCCUGGAAUGAUUUGGUCAAUAACCCUACUAAAUGGUGGGAUAACAGAAUAGAUAAGAGGAAUCCAAAAGCUCCUGACUUUAAGCACAAAGAAACUGGUGAAGUGCUCUGGCUUAAUGAUUCUCCUAGUUGGGUGUUAUCAAAGUUGCCACCCGUGAAGCCAAAAGAAAGCGCAGAAUUUGGUAGGAAGAAAGUAGUUUCAUGAGCUUGGAAACAGAAACAGAGGAUGAGAUUCAUUCAACCUAGUUGUAUGUAAUUAAUUACUUUAUGCUUUUUUAAAGUUCCUGUUAUUCUGCUUCGCGUCGAAUGGUAAUUUUGAUGAGGCAGAUAUAUUUGUUGUUCUUAUUAUGUGCAAAAGCAAUUUUCAUCAGUUUUUUUUUAGACUUCUUUCUAUCCACUACUCUAUGCGAAUCAUGCCUCAAUUUAUCA
This is a messenger RNA of Arachis stenosperma, 1522 nucleotides long. Its product is annotated as protein OSB3, chloroplastic/mitochondrial-like. The coding region runs from base 81 to 1298 and encodes 405 amino acids. NCBI's taxonomy places the organism in Eukaryota, Viridiplantae, Streptophyta, Magnoliopsida, Fabales, Fabaceae. The transcript is spliced from 9 exons. Gene Ontology annotation, biological process: positive regulation of helicase activity; mitochondrial DNA replication. Gene Ontology annotation, molecular function: single-stranded DNA binding. Gene Ontology annotation, cellular component: mitochondrial nucleoid. The record is from RefSeq and is a predicted model, not a curated record.